AUGGUGAGGAAAUGCUCGCACUGUGGUAACGACGGGCACAAUUCGAGGACUUGCAGAAGUCCCGGGAGCGCAGUAUCCAUCGGCGGGGGGCUGAGGCUAUUCGGAGUCCAUCUUCAGGCGGCGGCCUGCCCUCUGAAGAAGAGCUUCAGCAUGGAAUUCAUGCCCUCCCCUACCACAUCUCCGCCCUCGUCGUCGUCGUCCUCCUCCUCCUCCUCUUCCUCGCUCGUCUUCAUCGAAGAAGCCGCCGACAAGUCGACAGUCGGCUAUCUGUCGGACGGCCUCGCGGGGAGGACGCAGGAGCGGAAGAAGGGUGAGUACCAGAUCAAUCUCAACUCCUCCCCUCUACCCACCCUCCUCCUCCUCCUUCAAGGUCUGGUCUUGAUGGCGCGCACAUCUCUAAAGAGUUAGUUUCCUUCUGUCAGGGGUCCCGUGGACGGAGGAGGAGCACCGGGCAUUCGUCACCGGCCUGGAGAAGCUCGGGAAGGGGGACUGGCGGGGCAUCUCCCGCAACUUUGUCAUCACGAGGACCCCCACCCAGGUGGCCAGCCACGCCCAGAAGUACUUCCUCCGCCAGAACAGCCUCCACAAGAAGCGCCGAUCCAGCCUCUUCGACGUGGUAAUUAAUCAUCCCCAUCUCUCCGCCUAGACCCUGCUCAGGAUCACCGCCGACUGAGACCCUUCCUCUCCCUCUCCCUCUCCCUCGCAGGUCAGCAGCUAUGGGAGCACCGCUCGGCAGCAGCCCCGUGCCCCUCUGCAGAUCGACCUCAACGCCUCCGUGCAGGAAAGCUUGAUGCCUUCGCCGCUCUCCCUCAUGCCGCGCUACCCGGGCCUGCUCCAGCCGGGCUUCCUGGCGAAGCCCCAGCUCCCUCGCCCGCAGCCCAGCUUGGAGCUCACCAUCUCCUCUCCGGUCCCCGCUCGACCCGACCCUUCCCCCAGGAAACCCUCGUUCUUCGCUGCCGGGAGGGGCCUCACGGUGACCUGA
This is a messenger RNA of Spirodela intermedia, 982 nucleotides long. The record is from the annotation of a GenBank genome assembly. Lineage: Eukaryota; Viridiplantae; Streptophyta; Magnoliopsida; Alismatales; Araceae.